AUGACAGUGGCCACGUCGAACGGCAGCAGAAUACAGCCAUCUGAACCUGGUGUUAAGUGCAUGGUACCUGAGAGUCCGCCAUCCAGAACACUUGCAAUACCCUCGUCAGAAGACGAUGCCGAACUCCGUCUGAAGUAUCGCCCGUUCCUACUCGAGUCCGACUCGUUUCCGGAUUGGGUCAGUGAUCUUGAAUUAUCAUCUGUGCUCGACAUGGCUGAGAAAGACCUAGUGGCCACAGGUAGCCGGUUGAAAGUCCUCGUGCUCUACGGCAGCCUCCGACGUCGAUCGUACUCAAAGCUAGUGGCCUUGGAGGCCUCGCGAAUCCUGUUCCGUCUCGGCUGCGACGUCCGUGUCUUCGACCCUGAAGGCCUUCCCAUGAAAAACGAUGUCGAUCACUCGCACCCAAAAGUCCAGGAACUCCGAGCGCUGAGCGUGUGGAGCGACGGACACGUGUGGAUCUCACCAGAGCAGCAUGGGAAUCUGACUGCCGUCUUCAAAAACCAAAUUGACUGGAUACCUCUUAGCACAGGAUCCAUCAGGCCAACUCAAGGCCGCACCCUCGCAAUUGGACAGGUUUGCGGCGGGUCGCAGUCCUUUAAUGCAGUGAACUCACUGCGCAUCCUUGGUCGCUGGAUGCGUAUGUUCACAAUCACGAACCAGUCGUCUAUCCCAAUGGCAUAUACGCAUUUCCCUGACGAGGGCCAAGCAGGGGACCAACGACUAAAACCGAGUUCAAAUCGCGAUCGAUUGGUCGAUUGUAUGGAGGAAUUUGUCAAAUACACGGUUCUUAUGAGGCCACAUCUCGAGACUUUCGGUGAUCGGUUUAGUGAGCGUGAGCAGAGGAGAAUAAAGGAAUCAAGAGUCAAGACUGGAGAGCAAUAA
This is a messenger RNA of Nannizzia gypsea CBS 118893, 882 nucleotides long. RefSeq names its product arsenic resistance protein ArsH. NCBI's taxonomy places the organism in Eukaryota, Fungi, Ascomycota, Eurotiomycetes, Onygenales, Arthrodermataceae. The coding region runs from base 1 to 882 and encodes 293 amino acids. Gene Ontology annotation, molecular function: oxidoreductase activity. The transcript has 2 exons. The record is from RefSeq and is a predicted model, not a curated record.